Messenger RNA from Triplophysa rosa, 1843 nucleotides. RefSeq lists its product as uncharacterized. The coding region runs from base 629 to 1504 and encodes 291 amino acids. Lineage: Eukaryota; Metazoa; Chordata; Actinopteri; Cypriniformes; Nemacheilidae. The record is from RefSeq and is a predicted model, not a curated record. Gene Ontology annotation, cellular component: plasma membrane. The transcript is spliced from 7 exons.
CGUCAUCGUUGGUUGACUGGUAACUCUCCCUUUUGUGUGCCUGGCAACAAACAGAGUACGUUUUCUCCUCAAAAAUUAUGCGCAUCUGGCGCGUGGAGCGUGAGCUCAUAGCCAAUGGAAGAGGCGCGUUUGGCGAGGGGCGUGUCUCACAGCUGUCAACGUUAAAUAUAUAUUUCUAAGGAAUUUAAACUAGUGAUUAAAACGUGUAUAUUUGAGUUAAACACGUAACUGUGGUUAUAUCACAAGGUUACAUAAAGGUAAAAACAAAGAUGCAUUUUCAGGGGAAAUUAAAAGAAUGAAAGACUUCUGUCUUUGAGUUUCUUGUUUUUUUAUUACAUUUAUUUAGUCUACUUUCUCUCACACUCUCAUCCACACACACUGUAAACAUAUUCAGAAGGAAAACAAUGUAAUAUGAUGAUGUUUGAAAGGACACCACAAGCCGAGAUUAAGCAAACAAGCGAUUGGCUUUCUGAAUUGACACGCUCAGUUGUGUUGCUUAGCGACGUGCCACACAAAGUUUUACGUCGUGUUGUGUGUGAAAAGGGGGAAGGUUUUUCAGAGCCUAUUUAAUUUACCGUACCUCGCUAAAUAUUUCACAAAACAGGAAACAAAUAGCCUAACGUCUAUUAUGAUGUCUUCUCAGACAGAGAUUUUCAGCAAUAAAAUUGAUCCUGUAGCAAACGAAGAGAGUGAUAUGAAUGACGUACUCAAUUCAGAUUCAGAUCGUUCUGGCAGCUCUGGGAUUUGUGGACACCUUCUUACUUUCUUUUCAUUCCUUCUUAUCCUACUUACAUUUCCAGUCUCGGUGUGGAGUUGCAUGAAGAUUGUCCAGGAAUAUGAGAGAGCAGUUAUUUUCCGGUUGGGAAGGCUCAUUGGUGGUGCGAAAGGACCUGGUUUGUUCUGGAUUAUUCCAUGUGUGGACACAUUUCGUAAGGUUGAUUUGAGGACAGUGUCUUUUGACAUUCCUGCUCAAGAAGUGCUGACCAAAGACUCUGUGACUAUUAUGGUGGAUGCUGUGAUCUACUACCGAGUCUUUAACCCCACUGUUUCAAUAACCAAAGUAGAGAAUGCGACUCACGCCACACAGAUGCUGGCACAGACCACUUUAAGAAACAUGCUGGGUACCAAAAGCCUAGCAGACAUCUUAAAAGACCGUGAGGAGAUGUCAGAUCAGAUGGAGGCUGUCCUGUAUGCUGCAUCCAAGAAUUGGGGAAUCAAAGUGGAAAGGGUAGAUCUUAAGGAUGUCAAACUGCCCACAACCCUGCAGAGAGCUAUGGCAGCUGAAGCUGAGGCUGCCAGAGACGCACGGGCUAAGGUGAUAGCAGCAGAGGGAGAAAUGAAAGCCUCUCAUGCUCUGAAGGAGGCAGCGAAUGUGAUGUCAGAGUCUCCAUCAGCUCUCCAGCUCCGCUAUAUGCAGACGCUGACGGAGAUCGCCUCAGAAAGGAACUCCACCGUAAUCUUUCCUCUUCCUAUGGACCUUAUCUGUCAUUUCAUGAAGAGGUGACCUCAUUCUUAGAGAUGAACUAUAAAAAUUAACAAUAAAAUGAAACGUUAUUUCAUUAUUAUUAUUAAUCCCAACGAACACCACACUGUCAAAAAUAUGUCUUGGGUGCACUAUUAGUUUGUUUUGGAUAAAAAUGUCUGCUAAAUGCAUAAAUGUAAAUGUAAUUAUUAUUGUUUAACUUACUGUAUAAAGUAAAAUGAAAUAUUUCAAAUUCUGUACUGUUUUUAAGUCAAUAAUCAAAUAAGAUAAUUUGUGUCAUGUGAACUGUCCAUAUUAUUUUGUUCAUUCAUUUCUAGAUUAUGUGUACUUUGCCUUAAAUAUCUCACUGUCUACCUCUAA